CGAUUGGCCACGAGCACUAAGGCGCUCGGGCUCUGUUGUCACGUGGGUGGAUUCCCGCGGGCUGUGGGUUUAGGUCACGUGACGCAGGCAAGAUGGCGGCUCCCGGUGACGGUGCCGAUCUGGAAGCCUCUCUGCUGAGCUUCGAGAAGCUCGACCGGGCUUCUCCGGACCUGUGGCCUGAGCAGUUGCCCGGCGUCGCCGAGUUCGCCGCCUCCUUCAAAAGCCCUAUUACAAGCUCGCCUCCCAAAUGGAUGGCUGAACUGGAGAAUGAUGAUAUCGAUAUGUUAAAGGAGCUGGGAAGCCUCACUACAGCCAACCUGAUGGAAAAGGUUCGUGGCCUGCAGAAUUUGGCAUAUCAGCUGGGACUGGAUGAAUCUAGAGAAAUGACUCGAGGGAAGUUCCUGAACAUCUUAGAGAAACCCAAGAAAUAACUGCAGCAUCUGAAGCUGGGACAAUAAAGUAUCCUGACUGGAUCGUGUUAUGUACCAUGGAUCCAGAUGAACCCCAAAACUUCUAAGAAGUACAGAGCUCUUGCUGUAGACCCUCAGAAGCAAGCACCUCUUUUAUUUCCACAGCCCUUCUCUUUGCGGGAGAGACAUACUGCAUACAGACAGAGGUUACAAGGACUGUGAUUAAGUGCAUUGGAAUUCAGACUUCAUCCUGCCUUAAGAUACCCAAAUGGAAGGAUAUGACCCUGACAUGCAACAAUGAAGUCACCUGAUAAGAGUUUUUUUUAAUAACCUAUUCCAAGUGUACCCUCACAGUGACCUAACUGGAUUGUUCUCGAGUGGCAGCACCAGUGUAAAGUACACAGCAGCUCUUCAUGUGACUGGCCAGCACGUAUCCUGUUGCACUGACCCUCUGUGUCUCUCGUACAUGCAUUGGUUUCCUACAUGCAAGUUCUGUGUUGAAUGACUGGGCAACAAGGUGCGGACUGUGACAGAUAGCAUUGGUUCUGCAGGAUCAUUUGCUUUUAGUGUAGAAAUUGAGUGCAGUCUGCAUUAGAUUCCAGUUGCUCUCUGCCUUCAGUAGAAACAGUAGAAGGUAUAAGGUUGAAAGGCAGUAAUAUUUUCAGUACUCCAGAAAUGGGCAGGCUCAUGAGCCCCGUUGUGAGGAUACUCUGCUUAAAUGAAGUCUUCACACUUCUGGAAGUAGCAUUUAUUGGUAUUUUCAUUACUUGGAAAACUGGGGUCUCAAGAUUAGGUUCACCUACAAAAAUAAAAUUCUGAAGGGAGAAUUUGUGAGGCCCAUUCUCUUAGCACACAGUUUUGGACUUUGCUCAUUUUACAGUUGAAUGUAUUUUCUUUCUUUUAAUGCAAUUCUGCAUGUUCAGCCCUAAGAAGUUAAGGAGCAUGUUUCGAUUUUGUUUACAAGAACUUAUUUUUCAUCCUGUUUCUCUAAAAAAUAAUAUUUUAAGUGUUAGUAACUAUGAUCUUUCUAGGGUAAAACGUAGUGUUAAAACAGUGGAUAAAGAAUAGGGUUUAUUUGUUUGUUUGUUUUUUCCAUUUAGAAAUGUUACUUUUAGCAUCCAUGCUUUUUAAAGUCUGUCAUUUCCCAGGCUGAUAAUCACAUGUGAGAGGAGAAACAUCUUGAAAAUAGUACUUGUGCCUCAUCUUUAACAGAUAGUGCUUAGAUCAUUGCAAAAUGUCUGUCUUUGCAGAAAGAGAAGCUGUUUUCAGUUACAUCUGUGAUAAAGGAGAUUUUUAAUCAAAUAGACUCCUCUGAAUGUUUUGUUAAGGUGACUGGGGCCUUUUAGUUUGCAGUCUGUGGUUGUGGUUGUUACCAGUGAAAACCAGGCUUGUUUUGGACAGCUCCAGUUAACUACAUUUAAGCAGCUAAAUCCCAGAUCCCAGGAAGGCCACUUGCAAAUACUGAAUAUUUAGGUAUUUCAGGAGUGUGGUUUUAAACUUAAUGGAUUUACUUCCCUACUUUGGUUUAUGUAGGAUCGUGUUUAACAGGACCUCCAUCCCUUGCGAACAUGAGGGGUAAGACAUCUGUGUGAGAAGAGAAGCUAAGAAUGGUGGACAAAAGUUGCUGGUACCAACCAAUGCUAAUGUAGUUCUAAAAAUUAGACAUUUUAAAUGCAAUUAUAAGUUUGUAUACUAUGUAUAGUAUGUCUACAUGCAACUUAAUGGGAUACUUGCUCUGUAGGACUAAUACAAGUUUGUAUAUUUUAUGCAGGUUUGUUGAUCCAACACAUUAAGAAAUUGAAAUCUGAAAGAAAGGAGGACUGUAGGAGAAGAUAACAAAACCUGGCAUGGAUGUUUAUGUUUAUUUUCUAGUAUGUCCAGUAAGAAAUUUCAAGCUUUUAGUAUUUUUUAGUGACAUAUGUGUUUUAAAGACAAAAAAUCCUUUACCACACAGUACUUAUUGUCUGUAGGGCAGCAAAUAAUAUGUGCCUUAGAACUGGUAUUUAUCGGCUUUGUACUUUGUCAUCUGUAGAGAUCAGUCAGUGCUGUAUAUUUUUAUUGGUAAUAUGUAUCUCUGUUUUGUAUGAUAACUGGAGAAUUGUGGUGCCUGUUAUUGCUCUGUGAUCUGGUACAAACAAAUGCAGAGCUCAAAGAGUUGCCUGAAUUUCCAGAGGAUCCCUCUGGGAUGCAAAAGCUGUUGGCUUAGUCACCUGAGCAGUGCUCUUCCUUUGGCUCUUCUUUACUGUUAAGUUGAUAAGACACAUCACCUCUUCAGUUUUCAACUUGUUACUACUUCAUUCCCAUCAGUAAGUAAAUAGUUGAUAAUAUCCAAGUGGUACUGGAGAUUUUCAUGCCCUCUUGAACCACCACUUUUUUUCCAUCUUCAGUGAUGUCCUUCCCAACAUCUGUAUGAUAACAUCUGGGUGAGUUUAUAUUGCUGGUAAAUUCCUAUAUUUUAAAACAACAGCAAAUUUUGAUAAACAAUGUGAAUUAAGAGUAUAAUAAGAACUAAAUUCAGUAAUACUAUUUGAGCUUGUGCAGCUCUUAGUGAAGUAUUUUCAUGCAUUGGUAUGUUCGAUGUUACUGUCAGGUUCUUGGAAAUGAAACCUAUGGUUUUAGUUCCUUUUAAAAGCUGUUGUACUAAAUGUGUGGUUGUACAGGCUGUUAACUUCAUUUUUAGAGUAUCCAAUGCUGGAUAUUAAUCCAGCUGACAAUAAAUUCUUGUUCGAUUAAUUGUUA
Coturnix japonica (Japanese quail) is the source of this 3149-nucleotide messenger RNA. It is a transcript of the gene LIN52, whose product is annotated as lin-52 DREAM MuvB core complex component. The record is from RefSeq and is a predicted model, not a curated record. NCBI's taxonomy places the organism in Eukaryota, Metazoa, Chordata, Aves, Galliformes, Phasianidae. Gene Ontology annotation, cellular component: DRM complex. Gene Ontology annotation, biological process: regulation of DNA-templated transcription.